GUAGAUCUUUUGAUUUGACAUUUGAUUGAUUGAUGAUAAACAUGACUAAAAUUCUUCAAAGUAAAUUAUAAAAUAUAGAAAAUAAUUACUAAAUAAACAUGGACUUAUCUAAAGUACCUAAUGAUAGAAAAUUAUAUUUAUGUAGAACCUAUUUUAGAAUUGGAUUUUUCCUCCUACCUUUCGUUUGGUUAGUCAACGCAGUUUGGUUUUUCAAUGAUGCGUUCAGGAAACCAGAAUUUGAUGAACAAAAGUCAAUGAAAAAAUAUGUCGUGUGUUCUGCAAUUGGUACCUCCAUUUGGUUUGUAGCCUUACUCUCAUGGGUCAUAACUUUCCAGCUCAAUAGGUCUAAUUGGGGUGAAUUUGCAGAUUAUAUAUCAUUUAUAAUACCGUUUGGAACACCAUAAAGGAAUCAUUAGGUUUAAUUUCUAAUUUAUUUUUAUAUAACUUAAAUUAUUUUUAUUCUUUAUUGUGAGUUAAAAAAAAAACAGCAGGAUCUUUAUUUUAUAGAACGAUUAUAAAUAACUACACCUUUUUGAAAAAAUCUGAAAAUGUUAUUACACGAUUCAUUGGUUUUUAAUAAGAAUAGAAAAUGUUUUAAAAAUAUGUUUACUAAUUUUAAGAUAUUCCCAACGAUUUUAAUAUUAUUAAUACUCGCAUUUUUUUCUGGUUUAAAAUUAUGUUUAUUUAAUUUUUUUUAUACAAUUUAUUAAAAAUAUACUCUAAUAUAUACAAAUGUUUUUUGUGGUAUUUACUUUCAUGACCAGGCGAAAGAGCCACAGGACUGCUUAAAAAUUAGAAUUAAGGAAUGGUAAAACAAAUAAAUGACAGUAGGUUAUCAUCAUUCUUUCUAAGAACUGUUAAGUUUGUUGUCAAUAUCAGACAAGAACACAAUAUAAAAAUAUUUAUUUUGAAUACAUUCCAAAUACUUUUUUACAAUUUUCAAAUAGGUUUUUAUCUUUUUAUUAUUAAUUUUAUGAUAUAAUAAACAUAUAGAAUGUGGUAACAAAAUUUCAGUCAGUUUUAUAUAUUUAGCUUUUUACAGUUUUAAAAAUAUAAAAAAACUACUGAUAAUUAACAUAAUAGAAAAGGUGAUACAUUUUUUAAAUGUUAUUUACUCACUGCAUCUAUUGUAAAAAUUACAAUAAUAUUGUGAAAAUUGAAAGGAUUGCACAGCAAUUGUUAGGGUCCGAUUAAAAUUAGAAAAACACAGCUACAUCAUUUGGCAAAGUAAUUAAUUGGUUAUCGCCGCCUACUGGGGGUUUAGUGGAGUGAUAAUAUUAUAGGAAAUAUUAUUUUAUUACAACUUACUUAUUUUUUAUUUACUGAUAGUUAUUGAUAAUAUGUAUUCAAAAUUCGAAAUAAUAGUUAUGACGUAGCGGUGUUCUUCUAAUUGUAAUCGGACCCUACUAACAAUAUAAAUAGACAAUAUACAUAAAGUACAAAACUAUGAAAUAUAAUUAUUCCUGAUUUGAUGAAAGUUAUAAAAAUUUGAAUAUUCAAACUACUCACUUUUGGGUAGCUUUAAUCAGUAUCAAACAUUCAAAAUAAUUAUACAAUGUAUUAAAAAGUAUCUAGGAAACGGUUUUUGCACCAGGGUUUUAUGAUUUUAAAAUAAAAAUUCGUUUAAGCAAUUUUUAUAAUAAUAUAAAUAAUUUUAUUUCACUUUUUGUUUCCUAACUUUAAAAAAAUGCCCGUUUUGUAAAUUUUAUAAGACAGUAAGGCAUCAUUAAAUAAAAGUAAUUUAACUAUUCUAUACUUUGACUUAUUUCUCUUAACAAAAAAAUAUACUUACAACAUAAAGAAAAGGUCUUUAAUUGACAUUGGGAGCAUUCAAGUAUUAUGUAAGCAAACUUUCAAUGAUUUUAGGCCGUAAGAAUUUUUUCAAAAUUAAAGUUUAAAAAACCAAAUUAUUUUUAAGAUUAUAGAAUUAAUAUUUCAUUAGCCUCGUGUUCUAUAUAGGUUAUGAAGUACUAGUAGUCUAAUACUCAUGCACGCCUACAGACAGACCGUGUUACUAUUUCCCAGCGCCACUUUAGGAACAGCACUGAUAAUUAGAACCCAACAGUGAAUGGUUGGAGUGGGGAAUCAAUCCUACCUCCUACCUAUCCAUCAGAAUUUUUCUUAACUAUAUAAAUUAAAUAAAUAGUCCAAAAAUCCAAGUUUUUACAUAAUUACAAGUCAGGCUUAAACUCGUUUAUUUGUAAUUUAACCUAAAACUUGAAACUUCUGUCCCCUAAGCCUGCUUACAUAAUACUUGAACGACCCCAUUAUCAAGAAAUAAAAUUGCGCCGAUAAGGUAGUUUUUUACCCUCAAGACAUCGGAAUGGAUAAAUAAUUUAAAAUAAAUAUAAAUUUGUUUACUAGUUUAAACUUAACUAAGAAAUGCUUGUUUUUUAAAAAAGUUAGACCUUCGACAAAUAACAGGUUUUAAAAUUGUUCAUAACAAAACGCAAAUAAAAUGAGAAAAUAUUUAAAUAGUUUGGAAAGGUUUUGUAAACAAAUAAAGGCAAAAAAUACAAUCUUUUACAUUUUGAUUAUGGAAAUUUAGGAAAAUGCAUUAUACAAUAUUGAACUCUAAAAAUGAUGUGCUAAAAUAAAUAUAUAUAAUAAUUUCAAGUUCCAUAUUUCUCUAUUUAUUAAUAAAUAUUGACAAGAAUAAUUGGCAGCACUCUUAACAAAACAAUUACAAAUAAAUACUGAAAUUGAUCAAAAUAAUUUCCUAAUUAUCACUUUAAAAUUGGAUAUUUGCUUUCCCAAGAGUUAAAUUUUAUAUAAGGAUUUUCUUUAACGCCAGUUAGUAGCGAUAAGUAUCACAAAGAAAAAUAAUUUUAAUAUUUCUAUUCUAUACGUAUUCCUGCUCUUCUCGCAUUUCUAUAUUUAAGGAAUUCUUGUUUCACUAAUCUCAAUAGAAGGAACAAUGCCAAAAUAUCAGAAAUCAUUAACAUGACAAAUACUUUCUGCCAACCGUAGUUAGUGACAAAACCUGCCAUCAAGGGACCCACUGCAGCA
Messenger RNA from Psylliodes chrysocephalus, 3009 nucleotides. NCBI's taxonomy places the organism in Eukaryota, Metazoa, Arthropoda, Insecta, Coleoptera, Chrysomelidae. The record is from the annotation of a GenBank genome assembly.